Messenger RNA from Baudoinia panamericana UAMH 10762, 1798 nucleotides. Its product is annotated as glycoside hydrolase family 47 protein. Bases 57 to 1529 code for a protein of 490 amino acids. Gene Ontology annotation, molecular function: calcium ion binding; mannosyl-oligosaccharide 1,2-alpha-mannosidase activity. The record is from RefSeq and is a predicted model, not a curated record. Gene Ontology annotation, cellular component: Golgi membrane; endoplasmic reticulum. Lineage: Eukaryota; Fungi; Ascomycota; Dothideomycetes; Mycosphaerellales; Teratosphaeriaceae. Gene Ontology annotation, biological process: carbohydrate metabolic process; N-glycan processing. The transcript has 3 exons.
CUAUAGUGUUCCCUGUUAGUGCUGACAAUACGGUAUAAGGCAUUUCCCGGUCACGUAUGGUGCUGAAAGUGAGGCGCGAAGAAGUCAAGAAAGCCUUCCGUCAUGCCUGGACUGGCUACGCAACCUACUGCAUGGGCAAUGACACACUGCAUCCCGUAACCAAUACAUGUGAUGAUGACUUCGCGGGUUGGGGUGCUACUGCAAUCGAUGCAUUGUCUACUGCGAUCAUGUUCGAGGAGGAGACGGUCGUACGCCAGAUAUUACAGUUCAUCGCCACCGUCGACUUUACAAGGCCCACGAACGGCAUGAGAAUUCAACUCUUCGAACUGACGAUUCGCCAUCUUGGCAGCAUGAUUUCAGCGCAUGAUCUUUUGAGCGGACCAUUUAGGCACAUUGCUGAAGACCAGAGUCUGCGGGACGGCUUGUAUCGCCAGAUGGUCAACCUAGGCAAUGCGUUGGAUUGCGGGUUCAACACGCCUUCUGGGAUACCUAGGAACUGGAUCGACCCAGCAAUCUGUAAGACUGAUGACGGCCUUUCGAAUGCCAUUGCAGGUAUCGGAACAUUGAUCCUGGAGUUUGAUCGGCUCUCAUCCAUUACUGGCAAUGACACGUAUGUUCGGCAUGCUAGGUUGGCCGAGCAGUUCCUGCUCUACCCUUUCCCGCAAUACAACGAGCCUUUUCCCGGCCUAAUCGGCUCCUUUCUGUCGAUAAUAGACGGCAGAAUUAUAAACUCCAAGGGGAGCUGGGGCUCCUUUUCCGAUUCUUACUACGAGUAUCUCAUCAAGGCAUAUGUAUAUGAUCGAGGCGCAUACGCGAUGUACCUUGAUCGCUGGAAGCUCGCCGUUGACUCUACUAUCCGGUAUUUAGCUUCGCAUCCAGUGGGCCAUCCAGAGUGGACCCUUUUGCCGUACUUCACAGGUCGGUAUCUGUCUAAUGCCAUGGACUCCCUUUCGUGGUUUGCCGGCGGCAACAUUAUACUAGGCGGUAUGGCGUUGAGAAACCAGACGUUGAUUGACUUUGGCCUCACCAUCGCAGACACCAGCGGAGCCAUGUACGAGAUGACGAAGACGGGACUCGGUGGUGAGUUCAUCGUGUGGACGAACGACUGCAGCCAGGGAUUCUUACACGACUUCAAUUUGACUGAGUGUAACGCGAGCAACUCCGUCCAAAUUACCAGUAACGACUUCAAAUUACGGCCGGAGGUGAUAGAGACGUGGUAUUACGCAUAUAGAGCUACCCAAGACCCGAAGUACCGAGAGUGGGCGUGGAAAGCCUUCGAAGCUAUCAACAGGGUCUGUAGGACGGAAUCUGGAUUCAGUGCUAUCAGCGACGUCGAUGCCAUUGAUGGCGGGACGCAGCUUGACCGUAUGGAGAGCUUUGUGUUGGCGGAGUUGCUGAAAUAUGUCUGGCUAAUCCACCUGGAUGAUGAUGCGCCCUUCCAUGUGCAGGAUGGUCGCAAAGGCAAGCACAAUACUUGGGUGUAUAACACGGAGGCCCACCCACUGAAGGUCAAGGGAAGGCCGGUGUAGCGAUGUUGUACACUCCACAUCUCUAACCAUGUUACUGUCCUUUCCCCGCAAUGCCUGAUGCCGAAGACUGCGCGUUUCAACCCUAGGGCUCUAUGAGCUUCGCUGAGUAAAGACACAUACGCAUCGAACAACAGUGGCGAGGUAACAUCAUCGGAAUGUACUCUCACGGUCGGACUUCGCUGUCAUUGAAACGCGCUGAUCAACGAACCUAUUGUGCUCCCGCCUGGAAUGCUGUCUCAGGAGUUGAUGAAUUGGUGAAUUCGGUGGAA